Molecule: messenger RNA, 366 nt
Organism: Lottia gigantea (owl limpet)
Lineage: Eukaryota; Metazoa; Mollusca; Gastropoda; Lottiidae
Exons: 3
Coding region: 1-366 (121 amino acids)
Source: RefSeq, a predicted model, not a curated record
AUGGGGUUCACACCCGGACAGUCCUCCGGUGAAAGGAGAAGGAACGGUGACAUCUCAAGGGUUGCAUCUUGUCUUGGAGACCGACAAAGCCAUGCUGCACGUCCCGGUGAAAGUCUAAUAGAGGGUUCUUGUAUGGAUGCCAGACAGAGGGAAGCUGACUGUCCUGAUAACAGAUCCACGGAAGGUACCCGUCCUGAUAACAUUUCCAGGCAAGCUGCUCGUCCUGGUGACAUUUCAAUGAAUGUUCGAACUGACAGUAAAGGUGUUCUAAUGACUUGGAAAAAUACCAGUUUGUCUCACAUGUUCAUAAGUAUUUCAUUAUUAGCUAAAUUAGAGGAGAAUUACCAGCAGAAUUCCAAUGAAUGA